Molecule: messenger RNA, 441 nt
Organism: Paramecium primaurelia
Lineage: Eukaryota; Ciliophora; Oligohymenophorea; Peniculida; Parameciidae
Source: the annotation of a GenBank genome assembly
CUUUAUUUAGGGAUGUUCAGAUCGAUUAAUUAUAAUGAAAAAUCAUUAUGACACUUUGGGUUUAGAAAGGAAUGCUUAACCUAACCAAAUCAAGAAAGCCUAUCAUAAAUUGGCCCUUUAGUGCCAUCCAGUAUUAACUUGCUGAUGUCUUUUUAGGAUAAGAAUAGUGAUUUUAAGGCAACUGAUUAAUUUCACUAAAUAAACGAAGCCUAUAAUACUCUAUCCAAAGAAGAAUCAAAAUCAAAAUAUGACAAAAGACUCUAAACCAGAGAAAAUUUGAAUGACCUGUUAAACUAUAUUAAAUAGUAAUAGGAAGAACCAUUUCUCAAAUAUGAUAUAAGAGAUGAUUUUAUAUCUAAAGAAGAUCGAGAAUUCUUAAGAAAAUUUUCAAAUAAACAAGACAUAGAAACAAUUAAAAAAAAGAGAAUUCGAAAAAAAUGA